Messenger RNA from Thermothelomyces thermophilus ATCC 42464, 1458 nucleotides. Its product is annotated as SUN family-like protein. The record is from RefSeq and is a predicted model, not a curated record. Bases 1 to 1458 code for a protein of 485 amino acids. Lineage: Eukaryota; Fungi; Ascomycota; Sordariomycetes; Sordariales; Chaetomiaceae. The transcript has 3 exons.
AUGAGGAUCUCGACGUUCCAGGCCGCCAUCGGCUCGGCCUCGGUUCUGUUCACCGCCCAGUCGGCUUCCGCCAGCAUCGGUCACCGACACGCACAUGUUGAAUAUGCGAGGAGGCAUGCCCAUGGACACAAUCAUGAUGCCCGCCAGGCGGAGGAGGCGGCCAACGCCACCGAGAUCGUCGCGAGGAAGGCUACCUGCACGCUGCCAGACCAUCCCGAUCUGGUCUACGUCCCGGGCCAAGAUAACAAUGGGUUCGCCCUGAGCCCCGAUCAGUCUUGCAACGAUGGAGACUAUUGCCCGAUUGCCUGUGUGUCUGGCAAGGUCAUGGCGCAGUGGAAACCAGGCACGACGUAUACGUAUCCCGAGUCCAUUUACGGCGGACUCUACUGCAACGGCGGGAAGGCAGAGAAGCCGUUCGAGGACCGGCCAUAUUGUGUGGAUGGCACCGGCGCGGUGAAGGCCGUGAACAAGGCGGGCAGCAUCGUGUCGUUUUGCCAGACGGUACUGCCGGGCAACGAGGCCAUGAUCAUCCCGACCGAUGUCACAGACACGGCAACAAUUGCCGUACCGGGGCCGGAUUAUUGGGACGGAACCGCUGCGCACUACUACAUCAAUCCGCCCGGGAUCCCCUCCUCCGUUGGCUGCGUUUGGGGAGUCAUCACUAAGGCACUCGGCAACUGGACCCCUUAUGUCGCCGGCGCAAACACCAUGGCCAAUGGCGAGACCUUUGUGAAGAUCGCGUGGAACCCCGAGUACCUGAAGACGCCCCUGGCCAAGAGCAUCCCGACCUACGGUCUCAAGAUUGAGUGCCCCGACGGCGGCUGCAACGGCCUGCCCUGCGUGAUCGACCCCUCCAAGGGCGGCAUUAACAGCGUUGAUAGCCCCGUCAGCACCAGCGGCGUCGGUGACGCCAACUUCUGCGUCGUCACUGUGCCCAAGGGCAAGACCGCCAACAUUGUGGUUUUUAACACGGACGGUUCUUCAGGCGGCGGCGGCGGCGAUGAUAACGACAGCGAUGAUGACGACAAGGACGACGGCGGCGACAAGCCCUCGCCCUCGCCCUCGCCCUCGCCCACGCCCGAGCCCAAGCCCUCCUCCUCUUCAAAGGCGCCCGAACCGCCCAAGAUCACUAGCGACUCCGACGUCCCGACUACCACGGCGGCGCCGUCCUCGUCGCGCGCCGCGUCCACGUCCACUCCCUCCGACUCGUCCUCCUCCUCCUCCACCUCUUCGGAGGCCUUCUACGGCGCCAUGUUCCACGAGCAGGACGUGCGGGGCAGCACCUUGUCGAACGAGACGGCCCCGGCCACGGCGCCCGAGCCCGUCAAGGCCUCGGCGUCUGAGGCAGCGAAGGAGCCCGUGUCGACCACAUCGAAGAACGAGGGCGCUGCUGCCGAGGGCGGCUCGGCGAUUGCCGGGCUCGUGGUCGCGCUUGUUGCCGCCGCGGCCCUUCUCUAG